Messenger RNA from Cyprinus carpio (common carp), 2067 nucleotides. RefSeq names its product arp2/3 complex-activating protein rickA-like. Lineage: Eukaryota; Metazoa; Chordata; Actinopteri; Cypriniformes; Cyprinidae. The record is from RefSeq and is a predicted model, not a curated record. Gene Ontology annotation, biological process: DNA integration. The transcript has 4 exons. Bases 1 to 2067 code for a protein of 688 amino acids. Gene Ontology annotation, molecular function: nucleic acid binding.
AUGACGGACAAUGGCAACCAGUACAUUUGUGUUAUCAUUGAUUAUAUGACGAAGUGGCCCCAGGCUUAUCCCCUCAAAUCUAAGGCUGCCAGGGAGGUUGCAGAUUGCCUUUUAAAGUUUGUGCAUCAGUUUGAGGCACCUAAGAGAGUCCUCACAGACCAGGGGAAGGAGUUUGUAAACACACUGAACAGUCAUAUCUGCAAAGUCCUUAAUAUCAAAAGGUCAUUGUGUGCACCCUACCAUCCACAGACCAACGGGCUUGUGGAAAGAAUGAACGCAACAAUACAGAGAUCCCUUUGCAAGCUUGUCAAAGACAAGCCCAAUGACUGGGACAAGCACCUCGAUGCUGUUAUGUUUGGGCUUCGCACAAAGCGGCAGAUGACAACAAAGUACUCGCCAUACUUUUUAAUGUUUGGAAGAGAGGCCCGUUACCCUUCCGAAAUACCUGAGCACUAUCAGAUUGACAAGAGUGUGGAGGACACACUGUCAAUCGAGGAAUUAACUGAAUCGGCUAUUGCCAUCAGUGAGGUUUUAACUGAGGCUCAUAUAAAUAACAGAGCUUCACAGGAAAGGAUAAGGCGAGGAACAAAACAAAAGAAAGCACAAAGAAAGAGUUUCAAAGUGGGGGACAAAGUGUGGAGGGAAAAUAAAAGGAGCCAACAACGUAAGGGUGGCAAACUGGAGGCAAACUUUCUUGGCCCCUAUACAAUCACUGUAUUGGAAGGCAAAAGUGCAGACCUGGUAGAUGAAAGGGGUGUAACAUUCCCCAAAAUAAAUGUUGACCAUUUAAGGCUACAUGUUGAGGAAUUACCCCGCAUACCACAUAAACUAAACUCUUCAUCACAAUCAGUUUCAGUUCCUGUGGGCUUUGCAUCCCCCUCCUCACCAGCAACUCCACCACGAGUGCCAUCACCAGCAUCUCCACCACCAGUCCCAUCACCAGCAUCUCCACCACCAGUCCCAUCACCAGCAUCUCCACCACCAGUCCCAUCAUCAGCAUCUCCACCACCAGUCCCAUCACCAGCAUCUCCACCACCAGUCCCAUCGCCAGCAUCUCCACCACCAGUGCCAAAACUGCCUCCAACCUGCUCCUUACCGGCAUCUCCACCACCAGUGCCAUCAGUCCAUGUGGUCUCUCCAGCCCCCUCCUCACCGGCAUCUCCACCACCAGUCCAUGUGGUCUCUCCAGCCCCCUCCUUACCUGCAUCUCCACCACCAGUCCAUGUGGUCUCUUCAGCCCCCCUCCUCACCUGCAUCUCCACCACCAGUGCCAGAACUGCCUCCAACAUGCUCCUUACCGGCAUCUCCACCACCAGUCCAUGUGGUCUCUCCAGCCCCCUCCUCACCUGCAUCUCCACCACCAGUGCCAGAACUGCCUCCAACAUGCUCCUCACCGGCAUCUCCACCACCAGUCCAUGUGGUCUCUCCAGCCCCCUCCUCACCGGCAUCUCCACCACCAGUCCAUGUGGUCUCUCCAGCCCCCUCCUCACCGGCAUCUCCACCACCAGUCCAUGUGGUCUCUCCAGCCCCCUCCUCACCUGCAUCUCCACCACCAGUCCAUGUGGUCUCUUCAGCCCCCUCCUCACCUGCAUCUCCACCACCAGUCCAUGUGGUCUCUCCAGCCCCCUCCUCACCUGCAUCUCCACCACCAGUCCAUGUGGUCUCUCCAGCCCCCUCCUCACCUGCAUCUCCACCACCAGCCCAUGUGGUCUCUCCAGCCCCCUCCUCACCGGCAUCUCCACCACCAGUCCAUGUGGUCUCUCCAGCCCCCUCCUCACCGGCAUCUCCACCACCAGUCCAUGUGGUCUCUCCAGCCCCCUCCUCACCCUGCAUCUCCACCACCAGUCCAUGUGGUCUCUUCAGCCCCCUCCUCACCUGCAUCUCCACCACCAGUCCAUGUGGUCUCUUCAGCCCCCUCCUCACCUGCAUCUCCACCACCAGUGCCAGAACUGCCUCCAACAUGCUCCUUACCGGCAUCUCCACCACCAGUCCAUGUGGUCUCUCCAGCCCCCUCCUCACCUGCAUCUCCACCACCAGUCCUUGCCACAGCAUCUUCAGGAGUUGUGA